UGAAGUGAAAAUUAGAAGCUGUUCUUUCUGGCUCACAGACUGGGUUGCAUUUGCUUAGUCUUAUUCCAUGACUGUAGGAUGGAAAGAGGUCAGUAACACUGGAAUCUGACUGAUCGUUCAUACCGGAGUAUUGUACACAAACAGAAAGCACCUUCAAAAUGGACUACUUUUUGGAUGUCGAGUCUGCUCACAGACUAUUUUAUAGUCAAGGAGCCCAAGCUCGUCGGGCAACUCUUCUCACUGUGCCCACUCUGGUGACAGCAACUUCUGAAGAUGACAUAGACCGGAGACCCAUCAGAAGACUCCGGUCUAAGAGUGACACCCCUUACUUGGAAGAAGCUCGUAUCUGCUUCAACCUUGAUAAUGCUCGCCGGGCCACGCUGCUCACCGUGCCCACAUUAAUGGCGGCAUCUUCCGAGGAGGACAUCGACCGCAGACCCAUCCGCCGCGUCCGCUCCAAGAGCGACACCCCCUACCUCGCCGAGGCCCGCAUCUCCUUCAACCUCGGCACAGCUGAAGAGGUGGAAAGACUGGCUGCAAUGCGUUCAGAUUCUCUAGUACCUGGGACUCACACGCCUCCAAUCAGAAGAAGGAGCAAAUUUGCCACUCUUGGGAGACUUUUUAAGCCAUGGAAAUGGAGGAAGAAGAAGAGUGAAAAAUUUAAGCACACUUCAGCAGCUUUGGAAAGAAAAAUGUCAAUGAGACAAAGCAGAGAGGAGCUUAUAAAACGAGGAGUGCUGAAAGAAAUUUUUGAUAAAGAUGGGGAACUUUCCAUACCAAAUGAAGAAGGAGCUUUGGAGAAUGGGCAGCCUCUGGGCUCCGGGCUGAGCUCCAGCCAGGUGUCCCUGCCAGCCCUAGCAGAACUGGAGUCAGUCCCAGCAUCUGUGGAACCCUGCUCAUAUGAGGUGCUCCCAACCACAGAGAUCAUGGAUGGGACAGUGUCUGAAGAGAGCCCCACAUCCAAUGAAUCCGGCGUCCUCCUGUCCCAAGAUCCUACAGCUAAGCCAGUCCUGCUACUUCCCCCCAAAAAAUCUGCUGCUUUCCCUGGAGACCAUGAGGACACCCCAGUGAAACAGUUGUCCCUCCUCAAACAGCCCCCUGCCCUGCCUCCUAAACCUAUUGCCAGGAUUGCCAGCCACUUAACUGAUCCUGGCGCUCCUGUGAAACUGCCUUGUAUGCCAGUUAAACUGUCACCUCCACUACCUCCAAAGAAAGUCAUGAUUUUUGGGCCCCCUUUGGGAGGGCCAGACCUCUCUCUCUCAUCCUAUGCCACGCAGAAGAGCUCCCAGCAGCCUUUGACCCAGCAGCAUCACACUGUCCUGCCAUCCCAGUUAGCAGCUCACCAGCACCAGCUCCAGUACGGCAGCCACAGCCAGCACCUUCCCUCUGGGUCCAGCACAUUGCCCAUUCACCCCUCGGGGUGCCGGAUGAUCGAGGAACUGAACAAAACGCUAGCCAUGACCAUGCACAGGCUAGAGAGCUCUGGUUUACACUCAAGUGACAGUGUUACAAAAACAGGACCUGGGGGCCUUCCAGACAUGAGACAAGUGCCAACUGUUGUGAUCGAAUGCGAUGACAAUAAAGAAAAUGUGCCUCAUGAACCUGACUAUGAAGAUUCUUCUUGCCUCUAUCCAAGGCAGGAAGAGGAAGAAGAGGAAGAUGAAGAGGAGGAUAACUCAUUAUUUACAAGCCCCCUGGCAAGGAAGCUCUGUAGGAAGGACUCUUUAGCAAUCAAACUAAGCAACAGGCCAUCCAAGCGAGAGCUGGAGGAAAAGAACAUCCUUCCCAUGCAGACUGAUGAAGAGAGGCUUGAACUUAGGCAGCAGAUUGGGACAAAGCUAACAAGACGACUGAGCCAGAGGCCGACUGCUGAAGAAUUGGAGCAGAGGAACAUACUGAAACCCCGGAAUGAGCAAGAAGAGCAGGAGGAAAAGCGAGAGAUUAAGAGAAGAUUAACACGUAAGCUGAGUCAAAGGCCCACAGUAGAAGAGCUACGUGAGAGGAAGAUCCUCAUCCGCUUCAGCGACUACGUGGAAGUGGCAGACGCGCAGGACUACGACAGGAGGGCGGACAAACCCUGGACACGACUCACAGCCGCCGACAAAGCAGCCAUUCGAAAAGAGCUUAAUGAAUUUAAAAGCUCUGAAAUGGAAGUUCAUGAAUUAAGUAGGCAUCUAACAAGGUUUCAUAGACCGUAGCAGAUCAAUUCUACUUGACUACUAUGCCAUCUUCAAAACAUAACUAAAAGGAACCAUAAGUGCUGGUAUUAUUCACUUCCCUGUUACGUACAAUGUAAAUCUUCCGAACUGCCUUUUUAAAAAAAAAAAAAUAGUAGAAAAAUAAAUAUUAAAAAAAAAGGAGAAUUGUAUUUACAUGUGAUGAGUACUGCAGCAUCAUCAGACCUGCUGGUUCAAGCUUCAGAAAAUACCCCUGGUGGGAAAUCGUGCCAAGACUUGGCAUCUAUGUAUAGGACUUUCCCGGCAUGUGGAUUUGCCAUACGUGUUCAAGCCCAGCUGGUGGUGCAACCUUUGCUGUCUUCAGGCACCCCUCAUCCUGACAAGCCUCUGUCAUCAACCCUAGAGAGCCCUGAGAUGGUGUUCAGGGAAUCACUUGGCCUGGGUGAAGUCUCCAAAAGAUGAGCCCCUGUGAUACUGAAGCACUUACACCAAACACUCAUUUCAAGCUGAGAGCACCUUAUGAGGACGGUGAAGGAGCGAAACUCUCCAUGGGCCAGCCCAUCUGUGAAUAUCAUAUCACUUGAAAGGCAUUUCUUUCCCUGGAGAAGUUUACAGCCAGUCAGUAGACAUUGUUCAGCUUCCAAGCAGAAAAAGGUAACUCCUCUGAAGAACAGGACUCCCUACUGAAGGCUGCUUCAGUUCUAGCAACUGUUUGUUUUCCAUCUCUUUCAAGUAUAAUUUUCUAAACCCAGUUGUGAGCCCAUUAGCACUAAGUGACAAGAACACAGGACCAGCAAGCAAACACCCAUCUCUUCAUGGUCACUGCAUGGCAUCUGCUCCCCUUGUAGUUUGUCUUUACACCCAAACCUCGUGACUGUGUGAGAGCCAGCAUGCCCCCAGCAGCUGGAAAGGCUGGUACUCCCCUCUGGCUCUGCAGAGGGACAUGUAACAGGAGGGGCUGGAGGUUCCAUGAAGGAUGUCUAUUGUCUCUGUAUCAGGUGUCUCAAGAACUGAUCCUAAACUCACACUGAGCAAAGCAUGACAAAGUAUGUUACCUGGCCUAACAAAAGGAGUCAGGGGCAUUCUUAUGGAUGGUGGGACUUGUCACUGGUACCCAUGGCUGAGGCAUAAGGACAGCAAUUCAGAGGUGUUCUGAAUUUAUUGGUUCUAAUUUUGGUUUUAAUUUAUUUUUAUUAUAGUGCUUUAACACACAGACUGACCAAGCAGAGCUCAGAGAGCUGGUCACUCUGGGCCUGGUUUUCUUGCCAACUUAAGUGUGUGCUCUACAGUAAGGAAGCACACAUAGCCUCACUGCUUUCAAGAAUAUGUUUGACAGGCUUAUUUGAACCUGAACACAGAAUCACAGAAUGACUAGAUUGGAAGAGACCUUCAAGAUCAUCGAGUCCAACCCAUGCCCUAACACCUCAACUAAACACAAUUAAGUGCUUUUCUGAACUUAGGCAAUCACCUUCCAGAAUUAAGUCCUUAACUAAUAUAAUGCCAGCAAGCUGGGGCAGAUAUUGUCAGGAUACAAGACUAUUAUACCAUGUUUUGGGACAGUGGCUGAAAGCACUAUAGCAACAUUAUUGUAAGAAGUUCCAGAUUAUUAUUUCAGGACACCUUUUCUUCCACAAUAGCUAUUUUCCUCUGACAGUUUGAACAGAGAGGCCAAAGUUUUUUACUACAGAAUAGUUAUUUCUGUUAUUCUUUUACUAAUUUUUUCUUUCUCACUGUCUUCCAUUUAUCUGUCCUCUCUUCCGUGCUCCCUGUCCAGCUCCCUCUGUUCCAUGCUAACAUGACCCUUCACUGAUUGCAGGCUGAGAAGUCUCUCACAUGUGAGCAUUUAAUAGCCAGUGCAGUGUAGUGCCAACACUCCUGCCUCUUCUCAGGCCUCACCUCACUCCUCUGGAUGCAGGAGUACAGCCAAAGGGCCUGCAUGUAGCCCAUGGAAUGGCUCUAGCACCCAGCCUGCCCCAACAACCCUGGCAGAGAGGGUAAUACCCUUCAUCUACGCUUGGUGGUGGCACUCAGUGCCUCACAGAUUGGCUCUCCACCAGAGAGAAGCAAAAGCCUUUCAUUCUCAUCCAUAGCCAUCCUUGCAAUGCUGUGGAUUAUUAGCUAUUAAAUGAGGAUUGGCUGUUGUAGGAUGGAACAUGGAAGUAAAAACCAGGUGGUUUCUGGUGCUUCCCAGACUGAGUGAUGAUUUCUGGGAAAACACACCGUGAUCCCUGCAUCACCAGCUCACACUUGCUUUAGAUGGAAGUUCAUCAGUAGUGAAAGACUUCAAUGUGCGAAGUUAUCAGCUCAGUGCAGCAGAGGCAGAGAGCACUUAACAUACCAACCAGGAAUACACUGCUUUGGGGUUACCUUCAUGAAAACCUCAGUUCGUGUUUAUUAAUUCAUUCACAUACAUAUGCACACAAGUUACAAUACUGCAUUACAGCUUUAAAACAAGGGGGGAAAGCCUUUAUGCUUUUGACUGCACAUUUGCAAAGGGCUCUGCAACAGAGCUGUUCUGAAGAAGAAAAUAUCCUUGUGUUCCCAGCAUGGAUCUCACACCUGCCCCAGCAUCCCUAGCUUAGAGGAUCACUGUGAAAUGGAAGGGGCGCCAUCUAAGGAGCAAUGGUGACAGGAAUCACAGCAUUUGGUGGGCUAGUGGGAGGGAAAGGUGAGGAUUUGUUUCAUUUUUAUUUAAAAAUUAAGAGGAGGGAGGUGGAAGUUGCAGGCUGCUGCUGUUUUAGUGUUUGUGCUGGAGUUCCCAGGGGAAUGUUCAGUCUGGGCACUACCACUGUCCCUCAUGGGCACAGUCCCAAGCAGUGCCCACACUGCCCUGCCAGUCUGGCACCCAAAAUAAACCCUUGAGCGCUGGCUGAGACACAUAACAGCCAAGUCAUGGGUGAUGGCCAAAUGUUCCCCAGCACCUUCAUCCGGAUGAGCCCAUGGCAAGUCCCUGCUGAUCACUCAGCAAGUUGGCACACUCAGCCUUGCCCCAUGAUUUGUGCUCCCCAGGGCAGCUCCACGCAGCCAUGCUUUUUUUUUCCUUAUUUCUUUGGGAUUUUUUUUUUUACUUAACUCCUAGCUGAGCAGAUACCAGGACAGAAGUGGAAGAAUUGCCAUAUUUCUCCCCAGUUGGAAAUAGAGCUUAUUCCUGAAAAGGGGGAAGGGGAGGAACAAGAAGCCAUACAAGGUCUUUGGCACUGCAGUAUCACCAAAAUGCCAGGUCAUGUGCUUUUAGCUACAGUGGGUCUGGGUAGUUUGCAAAGUAAACCUUUGUCAAGGCUUUCGCAGCCUUUCAGGGCACCACAUCCUCCGUGUGCACGCCCACCUCUGGCAUUCCUGGGAGGUUGCACACAGACUGGGGAACUGUUGGUCCCAUUUUUUAUAAAUCUGGUUUCUUAAGAACUGUUUUUUCAUCUGUGAAAGCCAUCUCUAUCAUGGCAAAGGAGCUGUGAUUCUGCUGGCAUUAAAAAAAACCAACAGUCAGUCAUGAUUUCUCUCCUUUGACCUGGAUUAUGUGUAGGACACAAUGAUGGCAUUCCUGCUAAGACUGCAUUAGCAGAGUCAUCCUCAUUCUGGUUGGAAGGAGAUUAAUAGUGGUAAUAAAGAAAUCACACCAGGUUUAGAGAAUGGAAAAAUCAACACAGAACAAAAAAUUACUAUUCCAGUCAUCUAUCUCCAGAGAUAAUAAUCUAGAGUCAAAAAAUAGAAGUAUUUUUGGUAUAAUCUACCAAAUCCUGAAUACUUAAAGUGGGCAAGUAUUUAGAUAUCUGUUCAGCAGCCUGCGGAAUAAUGAAGUAGAAACGAGGACUAAGGGGUGGCUGGGGAGGUGAUGGGGAUUGAAAAAGCAAUUCCAAAAUGUCUAGACAAAAAAGUUCUGAUUGGGAAGUGGUGUGUUGGUGAGGAAGCCCAAUAGCAGCAUGACCCCCCUACCCACACCUUCACCAGCAAAGGGUUGAAGGGAUCUGGUGACACCAUUCUGACUCAGAGGAAAUGUGGGCGUUGUGGCUUUUGCCCACCCUACACCCCACUGGGUGUGUACUUGCAGGCUGAAGAAGUUCCAGGCUGCAGGUUUGCUGGGAAGGGCACCAAGCCAACUUUUGUGUCUAGACAAUUCCUAGUGAACACACUGGGCAUUAUCAGAAGAGAAGGAAGAGGUGGGGGAAAGAACAUAAUAGCCUUUUAGCUAUUUUAUGUUAACUGAAACCAUUCAGUGAGCCCAUUACACAAAUAUAUCUCAUCCUGAUACAUGUAUAACCACUGUAUUCUGUCAUCAGUGCAACUACUCACCAAACUUACCCUUCCUUAUUUCUACAGCACCACCUGUGCAGUGCAAACACUAUAAAACCAAGAGAGGGGGAGCACUUCCAACAUGCCUAGUGAAGCUUACACUCAUAAAAAUAGAUGGGCAAGGUGGAAACCUGUAGUUAGUUAUACAUGAAUGGGGGGCUCCCUAACGUGCCUGCAAAUAAAAUAACUUUGUAUAAAUAGCCAUGGGAGAUGACUAGGUUAAUAAAAAAGUCAGGAAAGAAAAAGGGGACAAAUUAUUUUUCCCAGGUGUUCAGUCUGCUCGAGCUUGGAACAACUUCUGUAAACAAAGAGGAGGUGACGGGCACAUUCCCUGUAUUCCUGUGUGUCCCAGUUACUCCUACACCAGUUGCAUUUUCCAGUUGAUAUCCAAGUGUAUGUAUAUAGUUUGUCUUUGUAUAGGAGUGAGUGUGGUGGCUGUCAAUCGUGAUCUUCCAGUAUUGUAAUUUAACAGAUUAUGGCUGUAUGAAAAUGAUGUAAAUAACUAGAAAAAAUUAAACUGGA
This is a messenger RNA of Catharus ustulatus (Swainson's thrush), 6986 nucleotides long. RefSeq names its product phosphatase and actin regulator 1 (gene PHACTR1). Gene Ontology annotation, molecular function: actin binding. The transcript has 16 exons. NCBI's taxonomy places the organism in Eukaryota, Metazoa, Chordata, Aves, Passeriformes, Turdidae. Gene Ontology annotation, biological process: cell motility; stress fiber assembly. The coding region runs from base 159 to 2198 and encodes 679 amino acids. The record is from RefSeq and is a predicted model, not a curated record.